Messenger RNA from Eucalyptus grandis, 651 nucleotides. Its product is annotated as histidine kinase CKI1-like. The coding region runs from base 1 to 651 and encodes 216 amino acids. NCBI's taxonomy places the organism in Eukaryota, Viridiplantae, Streptophyta, Magnoliopsida, Myrtales, Myrtaceae. The transcript is spliced from 2 exons. Gene Ontology annotation, biological process: phosphorelay signal transduction system. The record is from RefSeq and is a predicted model, not a curated record.
AUGAGGAAUAUCGACCAAAGGGCCAUUACAGACGGCAAGUUAGAUCCCCGUGACAUUGUCAUGUCAAAGCCCUUUCACGGGACCCGUCUGUUUCAAGUGAUAAGGCUUCUUCCGGAGUUCGGGGGUUCUGUAUUAAGAACGUUGAAUGAGCAGGCGGAGGAGAGAUUGAUUCAGCAUGUGGAAGUGACUAAACUUGUAGCGCAAGAACCUGGAAACACUAGCAAUGAGAAGCCUUUGAGAGGAAAGAAAGUGCUGGUUGCCGAUGACGGCAAUGUAAUGCGAAAGCUGGCUGUAGCUCAUCUUUCAAAUCUUGGUGCGACCAUCCAUCUCUGUGAAAACGGGCAAGAAGCUGUUGAAUCGUUUCGCAGGGGGCUUAGCGAGCAGAGGCAACGAGGAGCUUAUGAUGUUCGUCCUUAUGAUUAUAUAUUGAUGGACUGCGAGAUGCCGAUAAUGGAUGGUUAUGAAGCAGCAAGACUGAUUAGAGAGGAGGAAAAGCAUUAUGGCGUCCGCACACCGAUCAUAGCAUUGACGGCUCAUUCCUCAGCCUCCGAAGUGGAGAAGAUAUUCAAGGCCGGGAUGGAUUUCCACAUGCGAAAGCCCAUGAACGCCGUCUGCCUGAUGAAAGCCAUCAAUCAAAUUGACAGCAGAUGA